UUCCUCUUCUUUUAUCCCUUUCCUACGAAUCUCUCUCUCCUCUCUCUCCUCUCUCCUCUCCUCUCUCCUCUCUCCUCUCUCUACGAGCUCGCGACAACUACCCCGAGCUCUUGCAGCAGCCGCCUCCGCCGCCGCGCGCCACCUCGAUCCGCCUCUCGCGGCGAUCGUUUCGAGCUUCCUCUAGGUGAUCCGUAUCGCGAUCUCGCAAAUCCCGAGGAUCCGAGCCUGUUCCCGUCGCGUCGGUGGUCGGAUCGCCGUUCGGACAUGUCGGGCCCCCUCGAUCGCUUCGCGAGGCCUUGUUUUGAGGGGUUUUCAAGUCAUGAUGAACGAAGAGAACGCAAGUCAGACGUCGAGAACUCGGAAGAUGAGAGGAGGACGAGAAUCGGCUCCCUAAAGAAGAAAGCCAUAAAUGCUUCGACUAAGUUCAGGCACUCUCUAAAGAAAAAGAACAGAAGGAAGAGUGAAAGUCGAGUCGUCUCAAUAGAAGAUGUUCGGGAUAUUGAAGAGCUACAAGCUGUUGACGCAUUUCGCCAGUCACUACUUUUGGAUGAAUUGCUUCCUGCAAAGCAUGAUGAUUAUCACAUGAUGUUGAGAUUUUUGAAAGCAAGGAAAUUCGAUAUUGAGAAAGCGAAGCACAUGUGGGCUGAUAUGCUUCAAUGGAGGAAGGAGUAUGGUACUGAUACUAUCGUAGAGGAUUUUGAGUACACUGAGUUGAGUGAAGUUCUACAGUACUAUCCUCAUGGUUACCAUGGGGUGGACAAAGAGGGGAGGCCUGUUUAUAUUGAAAGGCUGGGAAAAGUCGACCCGAACAAGCUUAUGCAAGUGACAACUAUGGAUAGAUACGUAAGAUACCACGUAAGGGAGUUUGAGAGAAGCUUCUCAAUCAAGUUCCCGGCAUGUUCAAUCGCUGCAAAAAAGCAUAUCGAUUCAAGUACAACUAUUCUAGAUGUUCAAGGCGUGGGCUUGAAGAACUUCAGUAAAACUGCACGAGAACUAAUUGUGCGGCUGCAGAAGAUUGACAAUGAUAACUACCCUGAGACAUUAUACCGAAUGUUCAUCGUUAAUGCUGGCCCAGGAUUCAGGCUUUUAUGGAACACUGUGAAGUCUUUCCUCGAUCCAAAGACUACUUCGAAGAUACAUGUCCUUGGGACCAAAUUCCAAAGCAAGCUGGCUGAAAUAAUUGAUUCCAGUGAGCUUCCGGAAUUUCUUGGUGGUUCUUGUACUUGUCCCGAACAUGGAGGAUGCCUUAAGGCAGAGAAAGGCCCUUGGAAGGACCCAAACAUAUUGAAGAUGGUCCUUUGUGGUGAAGCACAAUAUGGUAGGCAAAUUGUAACUGUAUCCAAUGGCGAGGGAAAAAUCAUUGCUUAUGCUAAACCACAAUACACAGGAAAAAAGGGUAGUGAUACAUCUACUGCGGAGUCUGGUUCAGAUGCUGAAGACAUUUCCUCACCAAAAGCAUUGAGAACUUAUAUUUCUCACCCUCAAUUGACCCCAGUUCGCGAAGAGCAAGCAAAGAUGGUGAAGGCAGCUAGCUUUCCUACUGGUCUUUCUGAAAGUGGUGAACAUGUUCCCAUGGUUGACAAGGCUGUUGAUGCAGGAUGGAAGAAAGAAGCUUCUAACCAGAGGCUUUUCGGAUCUAAAGAUACUGUUUCUCUUACAUCAAAACCUUCUGAAGGUCACUUGGCUCAAAUUAUUGCGACCCUGUUGGCAUUUAUCCUGACUAUUCUGACUUUCCUACGUGCAAUCACAAGUCGCGUGACCAAGAAACUUCCACAGAGUACUUCCCAGCCAGAGACUAACUACGCCACAUUUCAAUUUGACUCUGUUCCGAAAGAAGAGUUCCGCCCGCCUUCGCCCGCUCCAGGAUUUACCCAAGUAGACCUCCUUUCGUCACUUCUGAGUAGGCUCGGUGAACUCGAAGAGAAAGUCGAGAUUCUUCAAGCAAAGCAACAUGAGAUGCCUUCUGAGAAGGAAGAGUUGCUUAAUGCCGCUGUUCGCCGAGUAGAUGCAUUAGAAGCCGAGCUCAUUGUUACUAAGAAGGCUUUGCAUGAAGCUCUUAUUAGGCAAGAGGAACUGCUUGCAUAUAUAGACCGCCAAGAGGAGGCUAAGCUUCGGAAGAACAAAUUUUGCUUUUGAAGAGUUUGAAGAGGCUUAUGCGGCUUUGUUCUGCUGGUGGAGGUUUUACAAGCAGGAAAAGAAGAUGAAUUUGAGGUGACAUUCUACGGAUGUAUCUUCAAAAUCAUUGGGUUUCGACGUAUGAUUCUAGCGAUAAAUAAAUUGUAUUUUCAUUUCCCCUUCUAUUGCAAUGCCUUUAUAAUAGCCUUUCUUUUCUUUUUUUUUUCCCUCGCACGUUUGUUUCCCAGUAUGAGGACAUAGUAUAAGUAAAACAACGUAAUCAAAAAGAUUAUCAAGUCAGUUACUUUUUUUAACUUUGGUAUAUUAUAUAUUUAUAUAUACACACACACACGCUUGCUGAGUCCUCCUUUAUGCUUUGUUAUUUUAUUUCUUUAUUUCUUUUUAUCCUUGUAUCAGAGAUGUAAAAACAUCCAAUGGAAGUUGUAUCCCUAGUAUUGGGACUACUAAAUC
Messenger RNA from Ananas comosus (pineapple), 2586 nucleotides. Its product is annotated as phosphatidylinositol/phosphatidylcholine transfer protein SFH8-like. The transcript is spliced from 15 exons. Bases 265 to 2136 code for a protein of 623 amino acids. NCBI's taxonomy places the organism in Eukaryota, Viridiplantae, Streptophyta, Magnoliopsida, Poales, Bromeliaceae. The record is from RefSeq and is a predicted model, not a curated record.